CCGGCCCCGGCUGGUCACAAACUUGUCGGAGGUGGUGGAUCCAGCCGCCCGGUAUGGGGAGGUACGGCCGCCACUCCGGGCCGCCGCGGUCGCUGCCGCCGCCGCCGCUGUUGCUACUGCUGCUGCCGCCGCUGCUGCUCCUGGCUUCCGACACCGGCGCGGCCCAGCUCUCCGUGCUUUACUCGGCCUCCGACCCGUUGACGCUGCUGCAGGCGGACACAGUACGCGGCACCGUGUUCGACUCCAGCAGCGCCUGGGCGGUGGAGUUCUUCGCUUCCUGGUGCGGCCACUGCAUCGCCUUCGCCCCGAUGUGGAAGGCUCUCGCCGAAGACAUCAAGGGCUGGAGGCCAGCGCUGAAUCUUGCUGUUCUAGACUGUGCUGAGGAGGCCAACAACGCUGUCUGUAGAGACUUCAACAUUCGUGGCUUCCCGACUGUGAGGUUCUUUAAGGCCUUUUCCAAGAGUGGCUCAGGAGCAGUAUUGCCAGUGGCUGGUGCUACCGUGCAGAUGCUGCGGGAGAGACUCAUUGAUGCUCUGGAGUCCCACAGUGACACAUGGCCCCCAGCCUGUCCACCACUGGAGCCUGCCAAGCUGGAGGAGAUUCUUGGAUUCUUUUCGAGGAAUAACGAGGAGUACCUGGCCCUGAUCUUUGAAAAGGAAGGCUCCUACCUGGGUAGAGAGGUAAUUCUGGACCUGUCUCAGUAUCAUGGCCUAGCUGUGCGCAGAGUCUUGGACACAGAGGACUACGUGGUGACCAAGUUUGGUGUCACUGACUUCCCAUCAUGCUAUCUGAUGUCUCGGAAUGGCUCUGUUGCUCGAGUCCCUGUGCUGAUAGAAUCCAGGUCUUUCUAUACCACCUAUCUGCAGAAGCUCUCUGGGAUCACCAGGGAAGCAUCCCCAACCACAGCUGAGCCAGCCGUUACAGCCAAUGUAGCACCCACAGUGUGGAAAUUUGCAGAUCGCUCCAAGAUCUACAUGGCCGACCUGGAGUCUGCGCUACACUAUAUUCUACGAGUAGAAGUGGGCAAGUUCUCAGUCCUGGAAGGACAGCGCCUAAAAGCCCUGAAAAAUUUUGUGGCAAUUUUGGCCAAGUACUUUCCUGGCCAGCCUCUGGUCCAGAACUUUCUGCACUCUGUAAAUGACUGGCUUAUAAAGCAGCAGAGAAAAAAAAUUCCCUACAAUUUCUUUAAAAUUGCUCUGGACAGCAGGAGAGAGGACUCUGUUCUUGCUGAGAAGGUGAACUGGAUUGGCUGCCAGGGUAGCCAGCCACAUUUCCGAGGCUUUCCCUGCUCCCUGUGGGUCCUCUUCCACACCUUGACUGUGCAGGCAAGUCAACAAAGUGCAGACCAUUCAGACCAACCAGCUAAUGGCCAGGAAGUCCUCCAAGCCAUCCGGAACUACGUCCGCUACUUUUUUGGCUGCCGAGAGUGCGCUGGCCACUUUGAGCAAAUGGCAGCUGCCUCUAUGCACAAGGUGCGAAGUCCGAAUGAUGCAGUUCUCUGGCUCUGGACUAGCCACAACAAGGUCAAUGCUCGCCUUGCAGGUGCCCCCAGUGAAGACCCCCAGUUUCCCAAGGUGCAGUGGCCACCACGUGAACUCUGUACUACCUGCCAUAAUGAGCUCAGCGGGGUGCCAGUGUGGGAUGUGGAUGCUACCCUCAACUUCCUCAAGGUCCACUUCUCCCCAAGAAACAUCAUCCUGGAUUCCCCUACAGCUGAGCUGGCCCACCUGAGGGCUGUGCAGAGCUUUACAGAUACUCCAAAGCUGGUGAUGGGUGCAUGGAAACUGGCAACCAGAAUUUCGGCACUGGGCCUUCAGCAGGGGGGUACUGCAGGGUCCCCCAGACCUGAGGCAAGUGGCCCCCAGGAUCUGUACCCAGGCCUCCGAAUGACUAGAACUAUGCCAGGGCAGGGGUCUCCUGAGCAUGUGAAAGAGCUGCAGAGGGAUGUAUCAGAGCAGCUCCUGGGUCAGCGACACUUGAGCAAGCGAGACACGGGGGCCGUGUUGCUUGCUGAGUCCUGGGCUGAGGUGAGCCAUCUCCAAGGCCCUUCAGAGCUGAGGCGAGGGGAGCAUGGCUCCAAGCAGCUGGCUAGCAUACUGCAGGGGGAGCCAGGGGCCCCAGCUCUGCGGGGCAAAGGCCAUUGGCUACAAGUGCUAGGAGGGGGCUUCUCCCACCUGGAUGUCAGCCUUUGUGUGGGACUCUACUCCCUGUCCUUCAUGGGUUUAUUGGCUGUGUAUACCUAUUUCCGGGCCAGGAUGAGAGCCCUUAAAGGCCAUGGUGGUCACCCUGUGGCUUGAACUGUCCAACUUGGGAAGGGGUGGGGAAGGGAGCUGCUAUCCAUGGGGCCCUUGCAGCCCUUGGCUUCCCCUCCACCCUUGACCCCUGUCCAGCUUGAGAGCAUGAGAAGACCAGGAAAGUCAUUUGUUUGCUCUAGUGAAUCCUUGGCAGUGCAGGGAAGGAGAGUCCCAUAGAUGGAAGACUGGAAUUUGGACCAGCAGUUGAGGGGAAUCUGGGAGAGUCAGGCCCUGGUCUCUCAGCACCAAAUUCCUGUUUUUCAGCUUAUCUGAAGUCCCGCCUUAUUCUUGCUGAAGCCUCCAUCUCUCCUGAUUAGUCUUGGCUCUAAAUUGGAGUGUGCAAGCUCAGAAUUCCCAAAGUUUCCUUCUCAGACAAGGAUUUCAGGCUGGGUGGGCUUCUGGGACCCUCCUCACUGCAUUCCAGGGGCUCCAUCUGCCCCUGUCUCCUUUUGUUCCUGAAGAGGCCUUUGAAGAGGAAGAACCACUUCUGGUCUACCUAACCUCCAUCUCAGACCUGUGUGGGGUUUGGCUUUAGGAAGAGGGUUCUGGAAUCUUCUGGAAAUCUUUUUUAUCUCCCAGAUGAGGUUAAGAUGAACGUUUCUGCUGCACACGUGUAUUGGGUUGGUGUGGACUUGCCCAGGUGGCAGUUGCUUUGCUGUGGGUAUGGCUUGCUUGGUGGAUCCCGAUGAGGUGGCAGACUAGGAAGCAUGCUGGGCUUUGUGAUGCCAUGGCUGUGGGCUCAACCGUGAUGGGUACAGUGAGAAGGAUAUGCUUUGGCUUCUCCCCAUAGGGCUCCUUCCUCUGAACUGGGUCUUUUGGCUUUUAUUUUGGUCUCCUGAAUCAUUGCUAGCUAUUGGAUGUGGAGGGUGCUGGCUUGAUGGCAGUGAGGAGUAUCCUCUCCCUCAAGGUUCCAUCUCUGGGCUGAGAGAGGUCCUGGGGUCUGGGGCAGAUAAGGCUGUAUAUGUACUUGGUUCCCACAAUACCCCACCACUAGGCAGGGAUGUGGAAUAAAUUAUUUUUGUUAA
Molecule: messenger RNA, 3319 nt
Organism: Perognathus longimembris pacificus (Pacific pocket mouse)
Lineage: Eukaryota; Metazoa; Chordata; Mammalia; Rodentia; Heteromyidae
Gene: Qsox1
Product: quiescin sulfhydryl oxidase 1
Exons: 12
Coding region: 54-2297 (747 amino acids)
Biological process (GO): protein folding
Cellular component (GO): Golgi membrane
Molecular function (GO): protein disulfide isomerase activity; flavin-dependent sulfhydryl oxidase activity
Source: RefSeq, a predicted model, not a curated record